UGUGUAUUCCCAGCUCUGUAUCUAGGCUACACGCUUGAGUGGGAAUGCGUCAUAACAUCCCCAAUGUCAGCGGCUUGGAGAUGGUUCAGAACAGGAGCUGCAAUGAAUGCGAUGGUUCGAGCGUUUCUACUCCAUUCUAACGAUAUCCUCGUCAAAUGGGAAACAGUGUUCUGAUGGAAAACGUGGAAGCUGAGAACCAGAAAGGAAAAGCGGACUACCAGUUCAUACUACGUAAAAACUGGGUAUUCCUCAAGGACAAGCUGGAACCCGAGAAGGCCCUGGACUACUUGUAUCAGGAUGGUGUCUUUUCUGAAGCAGACCGUGACACUGUCACAUCUAAGGCAGUACGGAGGGACAAGUGUGAAACCCUACUAGACAUACUAAAGAAGAAGGGACCUGAUGGAUAUAUGUCCUUCUGUGUCGCUCUAGAUAAAGAACAACCCUUCAUCAAACAACGCUUGGACAAAACGACCAUUGAAAGAGGUGCUGUAGGUCUCCUAUAUGAAAGCAAAUUAAAGACGUCUGAAUAUCUAGAGAGACAAACCAGAGGACUUGGAGAAGAAAUCGGACGUUUACAAGAGGAAAACAAUCGUAAACAAAGCAAAAUAGAAGAGGAUGAAAGGCGAAUGAUACAGCUUCAGGACCAGGAAAACACAUUAAGAUCACAAAUGUUAUCAAAAGAAGUCCUUUUCGUCUAUCUCAUUCAGGACUAUAAACUGAAGUUGAAAGAGAUGGGGAAAGCUAUAACAGAUCCCGUGUGCUGGCUGCACGAUUCAGAAGGAAACAAAGACAGGAUUCUCAUGUGCCCCUUGUUGGUAUUUGACAAGAUGCAAGCAUCUCAUCCCAUCAAUAACAACCAAACGCUAGGCAUCCAUAAGGCCGCAUCACUACAAUUAUAUCGUAUAAUGGAAAACAGUCAUACUUUGGUUGACCUGUCAGACCUUGACAUCUCCAUCACAUCUCCCACCUUGCCCCCUCGUCUGAACGUCGCCUACCCCCUACAACCAUUCAUACCUUCACAAAGAGCUCCGAUGUACUGGGAAGCUGCGCCAGAGGUACAUCUGCGAGAGAUGCAGGUCUUUGCUCCUCCGCUUCUCGAGAUAGGAAUGUGUGAUGAAAAAGAAGUAUGCACAGAAAGUGGACCGUGUCACCAGCCACACUCCUGGGGAAUCAGUGUGGAACUCUGUUCCAGACAUACGUUGAAAUACUGCACUGUGAUAUGGAGCGAGGGGAAGCGUGUAGGAUGCCUUGAAGGUGCCGUGGACAGUGCCCCUGGAACGAGAGCUACACUGCAGUAUGGCAUUGUGUUGGACGUGGAAAACAGUAAACUUGGACUUCUUGACUUCAAUAAAGGUGAAGUGUUGGGUACAUUUGAUGUGAGUUCUACAGAUUCACUGUGUCCUAUGUUCGCGGUGGGACAAUUCGUGGACAUGGCUGUGACAUCGGGGAGUCACGUUUCCUUGACCAAGGAAAAACAGGACCUAAUCUUACAGGCUUUGUCGUAACUUGAAUCGUCGCUUACAUGAUGAUACUCUCUAUAAUUGUAGGGAAGUGAGUAAUCCAUGUAUUACCAUGACAUGUCAAUGUAAAGCAAGUGAACAACUGUAUAUGAGUUAUAAUUUAUAAAUUACUGCAACAACUGCGUACUCGAUAAUUAA
Haliotis rufescens (red abalone) is the source of this 1658-nucleotide messenger RNA. RefSeq lists its product as uncharacterized. The transcript has 7 exons. The coding region runs from base 156 to 1505 and encodes 449 amino acids. Lineage: Eukaryota; Metazoa; Mollusca; Gastropoda; Lepetellida; Haliotidae. Gene Ontology annotation, biological process: regulation of apoptotic process. Gene Ontology annotation, molecular function: protease binding; death domain binding. The record is from RefSeq and is a predicted model, not a curated record.